Messenger RNA from Caenorhabditis elegans, 865 nucleotides. RefSeq names its product putative NADH dehydrogenase [ubiquinone] iron-sulfur protein 7, mitochondrial (gene nduf-7). NCBI's taxonomy places the organism in Eukaryota, Metazoa, Nematoda, Chromadorea, Rhabditida, Rhabditidae. The coding region runs from base 1 to 600 and encodes 199 amino acids. Gene Ontology annotation, molecular function: NADH dehydrogenase (ubiquinone) activity; 4 iron, 4 sulfur cluster binding; iron-sulfur cluster binding. The record is from RefSeq and is marked reviewed. The transcript has 4 exons. Gene Ontology annotation, cellular component: mitochondrion.
AUGCUUUCGGCACUUCGAACUGCCGGGGCAGUCGGUACUCGCCGUCUUGCUUCGACUCAAGCGAUCGCCAGUAACAGCGAGGCACCAAAGGGUAUUGCCACCACAGGAACUCCAUUCCUGAAUCCAUCGUCUAAAGCCGAGUACGCGUUGGCUCGUCUUGAUGAUGUCCUGAAUUUGGCUCAAAGAGGUUCAAUUUGGCCACUGACGUUCGGUCUCGCAUGUUGUGCUGUCGAAAUGAUGCACUUCGCUGCGCCAAGAUAUGAUAUGGAUCGGUACGGAGUCGUUUUCAGAGCCUCUCCCAGACAGGCCGAUUUGAUUUUCGUUGCCGGUACAGUAACCAACAAAAUGGCACCUGCACUUCGCCGCAUAUAUGAUCAAAUGCCAGAAGCAAAAUGGGUUAUUUCAAUGGGAUCAUGUGCAAACGGAGGAGGAUAUUAUCAUUACGCAUAUUCUGUACUUCGUGGAUGUGAUCGUGUGAUUCCAGUGGACAUUUAUGUACCAGGAUGCCCACCAACUGCUGAGGCUCUUCUAUACGGAGUUCUCCAACUUCAAAAGAAGAUCAAGCGUAAGCGAGAAGCUCAACUUUGGUACAGACGCUAAACAGAACACGAGGCGAAAAGAAAGUACGAGAAAGUUGGAGAACUGUGAAAAAAUUCGCAGAAAAAUGGUCAUUUUGUACGAGUAAGCCCCACUUCAUUCAUUUUUUGUGUUUCUCCACCUUUUCUCCAUUUUCUUUUUUCUAGAUCUGAUAUCGAUAGUUUCGUUCGUUUUUUUCUGCGGUUUACUUUUUUUUUCGAAUAGUGUCUAUUUUUACCUCAUGUUUUUUUUGGUUGAAAAAAAGUCGAUAACAUUUUUUUAAAGUUCU